AUGUUCCAGGAAGAGGAUUUCCAGCUCUUAAAUUUUGGAGGACUUCCCAGGAGCGAAAGGAAAGACCUGGGUAAAGAGUUACAAAAGGAAUUUCACAGGAGGAUAGAAAACUUCCCGACAUCUCUGAAUGCAAACUUCAGUCGUUCCGUGUUGGAUUUCCAGAAGAUAGAGCCCUCGUACUUUUUAACGAACGACUUGAGUAGGGGAACCGCGGGGGAAGGAGGGGAGGGAGGAGCGCGUGAAGAAAUCAGCUUCGAGAAAGAAGUGAACGAGGAAAGAGAACACAAAAAAAUAAUCACCCUCUUCGACUUGACGGAGGAACAGAAAGAAAAAGUAAACCACUUCAAAAUAAAGAAGGUUUUACAGAAUGAAGUUUAUUUGAAAAAAAAUAAAAUUUUAAAAUACCUCAUUCACAUUUUUGUGUGCGACCUGCUCAGGGAGAAGCCGGAUGACAUCUAUGAAUUCGCAGCCUCCUACUUCACGCACCCUCAGUUGCGCCAGAACAUCGCGCAACGUCUGCGGGGCAUGCUUGGUGGGGCCUGA
Plasmodium knowlesi strain H is the source of this 543-nucleotide messenger RNA. Its product is annotated as conserved Plasmodium protein, unknown function. The transcript has 2 exons. Lineage: Eukaryota; Apicomplexa; Aconoidasida; Haemosporida; Plasmodiidae. Bases 1 to 543 code for a protein of 180 amino acids. The record is from RefSeq and is a predicted model, not a curated record.